AUUGUAUAUAUUCCAGCCGGUUGUUUAACGGCUGAGGAGACAGAAGUACAUCUGGAGGUCCCGCCGCAUCCUUCUGUCGUCCCGGAACACAACCGGAGAUAAUCCGGUGAAUAUCAGCGAGCAGCGGUGCCCCUUUAGCCGCCGGCAGGCUCUCUUCUCCGGACUGAAACCCUCCAGAAACUUCGGCUGAGGAACAGAAACAAACAUGAACGGGACUGAGCUGAAACUGGCGGUGUACGACUUCGAGCGGCGCUUCGACGAGAGACGAGCUCUGGAAUGGAUGCAGGAGAACUGGACCAAGGGGUUCAUGUUCUGCGGCCUGUACGCUGCGUUCGUGUUCGGCGGGCAGCACUUCAUGAGGGAGCGGCCCAAGCUGAACCUGCGGCGCCCGCUGGUGCUGUGGUCGCUCAGCCUCGCCAUCUUCAGCAUCGUCGGCGCCCUGCGGACCGGACUCUACAUGCUGCACGUCAUCACCACCGGCGGCUUCAGAGAAUCCGUGUGUGACACCAGUUUCUACAGCGGCCCCGUCACCAAGUUCUGGGCCUACGCCUUCGCCAUCAGCAAGGCCCCCGAGCUGGGCGACACGGUGUUCAUCAUCCUGAGGAAGCAGCGUCUCAUCUUCCUGCACUGGUACCACCACAUCACCGUGCUGCUGUACUCCUGGUACUGCUACAAGGACCAGGUGGCGGGCGGCGGCUGGUUCAUGACCAUGAACUACGUGGUCCACUCCCUCAUGUACUCGUACUACACGGCGCGGGCGGCCGGGCUGCGGGUGCCGCGGCCCUUCGCCAUGCUCAUCACAGCCACGCAGAUCCUGCAGAUGGUGAUGGGGCUGACGGUGCUGGGCCUGGUCUACCGCUGGAUGCACCACCAACACUGCACCUCCACCCUGGACAACAUCACCUGGGGCUCCCUCAUGUACCUCAGCUACCUGCUCCUGUUUGCCUCCUUCUUCUACAACACCUACCUCAGAGGCUCCGCACACAAAGGCUCCAAGGCGGAGUAACGUGUCCCGCCAUGCUGCUGCAGCGAGAUGCCAACCUGUGAGUCUCCAGCUGCUCCGUCCUCUCUUUAUGGCAUCUACACAAGACUUUCUAUAAGAAUCUGUAGCUCAGACAGUGACACCUCCACAGAUUUAGAGCCGUAGCAAAGAGGAGAACGAGUUUAAUUUUAACUCAUGAUUAGUUCAUUAAGAAGGAGGAAAUAAGUAAAAUGUGACUAAUGUAGUUCUCACUUCAUUUAAA
Messenger RNA from Centropristis striata (black sea bass), 1244 nucleotides. Its product is annotated as elongation of very long chain fatty acids protein 6-like. Gene Ontology annotation, molecular function: fatty acid elongase activity. The transcript has 4 exons. The record is from RefSeq and is a predicted model, not a curated record. Gene Ontology annotation, cellular component: endoplasmic reticulum membrane; endoplasmic reticulum. NCBI's taxonomy places the organism in Eukaryota, Metazoa, Chordata, Actinopteri, Perciformes, Serranidae. Gene Ontology annotation, biological process: fatty acid elongation, monounsaturated fatty acid; fatty acid elongation, saturated fatty acid; sphingolipid biosynthetic process. The coding region runs from base 206 to 1006 and encodes 266 amino acids.